This is a messenger RNA of Apiotrichum porosum, 1407 nucleotides long. RefSeq lists its product as uncharacterized. Lineage: Eukaryota; Fungi; Basidiomycota; Tremellomycetes; Trichosporonales; Trichosporonaceae. The transcript is spliced from 2 exons. The record is from RefSeq and is a predicted model, not a curated record. The coding region runs from base 1 to 1407 and encodes 468 amino acids.
AUGCCCCGCGUCGACGCUUUCCCACCCUACACCAAAGCAUCGCAGUUCCCUUCGCCGCAGACGCCCUAUGUUCCGUACCUAGACUUUCUUCGACCGCCCACUGCCCAGGCGCCACAGCACCCACCCCGCCCAGACCUCCCUCCGCCUCCUCCAGGAUACACAAGAACAGUACACGCAUCUCCAGCGGCGUGGCCUAAGCAGCUCGACGGCAGUAAAGGUGACUAUUCUCGACUCUCGACGCCCUUUGGAGCUGUCCCCGCGACCGAGAGCAAGGAGGAGCGCGGUGCGCGUGUGCAAAGCGAAAAGCUCAAGUGUGUCAGCGAGCGCCUGGCAUGCAACGAGUGGAAGCUCGACGAAGCCAGUAAGGGCGACCAGCCGGCCCAGUGGCUUGCCGCUGAGCGAUGGAGGCGCGAUGUGCAGGUGCCCGGCGGUCUGACGUUGCUCUUUGCCCACGCCAACGGUCUGAACAAGGAGACUUGGUUCCCCAUCGCCCGCCGCGUGGUUGCCAACGACCCCCAGGCUCUCGGCGCUGUGUUUGGCACUGGCGAGCCCCUCUCACGUGCGACUAAUGUGGUGAUCAACGACAUGUGGUUCCUGGACGACACCCACCACGGCGUGUCGGUGGAUCUCAACGCCGGCGUCCUGUCCAGCCGCUACGCCUGGGCAGACUGGGGACGCGAGAUGCUCAACUUUGCGACCCACAUCUUGCCCGCAUACAGCUCCACCAACACGCACCAGUGGCAGCUGGGAUGGCACGAGGAGGGCAAGGCUCCCAAGACGCCAAACCUCGUUGCUGUCGGCCACUCGUACGGCGGCAACGGUCUCGUCCAGGCCAGCGUCACCCGCCCCGAUGUCUUUUCUUCCCUCUUCCUCAUUGAGCCAAUGUGCAAUGCCGCGAUCAUGUCGUUGAACAUCAAGGCCGAUUACCCAAUCGUGCACGCAGCUAUCAAACGUCGCUCCAACUGGCCCUCCAUGAAGGACGCUGCGGCCAUGCGCAAGAACCCGCUGUUUGCAACAUGGCACGAUGAAGUGUUUGACACCUGGCUCUCGCACCACCUCGUGCCUGUGGAUCCGUCCAACCCCGACGGCGAGGUCACGCUCGCGACGCCGACCUGGGCCGAAGCCGCCGUCUUUUCCGACCCAAACGGCUCGAUCCGCGGCUGGGACAAGCUGUACGAGAUCACUGUCCCCGCCGGCUUCCUGAUGGCUGGUAACGAAGACUGGAUGGGAGGCGAGAAGCUCGCGCAGGAGAUUGCCGGCCGCGCGCCGCGUACUCGUAACGAGCGUGUCAUGAAGGCCGGGCAUCUCCUCCCUCAGGAGGCGCCCGAGGAGGCCGCCGAGGCCCUCUGGCGCUUCUUCACAACGCUGGCUGCGGGCGACUGGGACAAGGUGAAGAGCAAGAUUUAA